CUGUGCUUUGACAAAUUAAUAAAAUAUUGACAAUUAACUCAAAUAUUUAUCAAGCGAGAUAUAUUUUGGUAUUCUGUGGCAAUCUUGUUAAAAGUAAAAGCUUCAAUUCGUAAAGCUUUCCCCACACGUAUGGUGAACAAAAUAAUGUAAAUAGAAAACAGCUGAUUUCUAUUCAAAUCAAAAUUCUAUUCGUUAAAAUGGACUGUUCUGCAACGUAAGUUUUCAAAUUUUAGUUAUUAAGAAAAUUUAUAAUUUAACUUUUAUUUGGUAGUAAACCCAAACUCGAUAGAGCUACGCACGAGCAACUGGAGGCAUAUGUUUCGUUUUGCCAAGCACACCCAGAAAUGGGUACGGGGAAAAAUUGCCCAAAAACGCCUCAACAGAUGAAGGAGUUGUGGCAGCAGCUGGCAGAUGAGCUUAAUUCGUGCAGAGGACCAACACGAAGUGCUGCAAAAUGGAAAGAGACGUUAGGCGUUUGGAAAAGCCAACUGCGCGCUCGUGCAAGGCGGUUGAAAAUGAACCAAAGGCUCACAGGUGGAGGUCCAAGUUCCAAACCGAUGACGAACUUUGAGGAAAUGGCUUUGUCUACAUUCGGUUCGGCUGCUGUAGAUGGGGUACAAAAUGUGCAAAGCCUAGGUUUAAAGCCAAUUGAGCAAAGUGAUGAAUGCGCAAUUUCUUCACCCAUGGGUAGUCCUCUACAGAUAUGCAGUCAGGUAGAUGCAACCCCAAAUCCCGAACACCAUCCAGCAAGUCCAUCGACACCACCUACGCAUCUUAGCUUGGAAAACCAGGAUGCAUCAACUUCGGUGCUAUCACGAAAGGCACGUAAUAAGCUUAUCAGCACUUUGAUAGCUGAUAUAUCAAAAAGGAAUGCUGCUGAGGAAGAGAGGCGACGGGAGCAUCGUGAAAUGAUGCAGGCCAUUCAAGGCCUAACUAGUUCUAUAACAGAACUAAUAAAAUCGAUUUCUAAUAAUGUAAAAUAAUAUAUAUAAUAAUAUAAUAAUAUAUAAGUUUAAUUAAAAUUGAAAUAACGUAUGUGUAAUAUUUUUAUUUAAUUAAUAUUUAUUGAAUUUAAUAAGUUUGGUUUUUUGUUUUAUAAUAGAAUAAAAAAA
This is a messenger RNA of Bactrocera dorsalis (oriental fruit fly), 1112 nucleotides long. RefSeq lists its product as uncharacterized. Bases 345 to 983 code for a protein of 212 amino acids. The record is from RefSeq and is a predicted model, not a curated record. NCBI's taxonomy places the organism in Eukaryota, Metazoa, Arthropoda, Insecta, Diptera, Tephritidae. The transcript is spliced from 3 exons.